AUGGCAAGCUUGGCCAUUGUCCUAUCCAUCAUGCUGCAGUUCGAGAUCAACAGAUACACGAUCCGUCAAGCAACUGCAGCCCCCCACCAGACCCACCAGACCACCGACACCGAUCAAGACAGUCUCAGCGCCCACACGGGAAAUGGGGCCGUUUUUUCCCGCACAUUGCUUGCAAUGCUUUUGGGUCUUGGGUUCCCUGCUUUGGCUGCAUUGGUAUUCUACGCAAUGAUGCCGUACGGAUUGGGGCUAGAAUAUCAAACGUUGAGCAUCAACCUGGCACGCUUACUUGGCAGCAUGUGGGUGCUGCACACCAACACGUAUGCUCUCGCGGCCACCAUCUUUCUCACCACAAGUCUACGACGUCUGGCGUGGUUCUUGGAUUUGUACUUUUUUAAAUGUUCCUCGACAAAGAUCCACCCCAAGGAAUGGUUGGCUCGGAUGUAG
Messenger RNA from Seminavis robusta, 444 nucleotides. The record is from the annotation of a GenBank genome assembly. Lineage: Eukaryota; Bacillariophyta; Bacillariophyceae; Naviculales; Naviculaceae.